AUGGGGACGGGUGAUGCCGUGGACAUUGAGACUGGCAGCGACCACAACCUUCACGGCCACAGUGGCGAUGUCAUGUCCCUCUCUCUGUCUCCCGUGACAUGCGCACCUUUGUCUCGGGCGCCUGUGACGGCUUCUAUCGCUUGGGACUCCGGGACAGCAGUGUCGGCAGACCUUCACUGGCCUGAGUCCGACAUCAACGCUGUCUGUGGCCGUUCCUCCUUGCUGGUACGACGAUUCAACUGCAACAUCGGGGACUCCAUGAGGGCGACCGGUCAGUGCACCCUUCCCUUCGGCCAGAGGUCAAGGCAGGCCUCGGAGGUCUGGAGAGGCCAGUCCCUCCUUGCAACGGCCAUCGGAGAGGUCAAGAGGCAGACGCAGCCAGACAUUCGCAGGUUCCUUCACCAGCUGGAGGUGAUCGAAAGCUACCUGCGCAGCAUCAGAGAGAUCCUGCGCGGCCACAAUGCCCAGGCGGACUUCCAGGAUUUGAACUCGACUCCCACCUUGAGCAUACAAACUGUGCAAAAGCUGUUCAGUGUCUACUCCAGUUUCCUGCGGGGCAAAGUCAACUUGUUUGUUUCCGGAGCGUGUCAAGGCAGCGGCACGUGACAACCCCCCAAAAAAUCCCUUCGUUUUCAUCCGGGGGGAAGGAUGUUGCCA
Messenger RNA from Sceloporus undulatus (fence lizard), 657 nucleotides. RefSeq lists its product as uncharacterized. Gene Ontology annotation, molecular function: erythropoietin receptor binding; hormone activity; cytokine activity. The record is from RefSeq and is a predicted model, not a curated record. The transcript has 5 exons. NCBI's taxonomy places the organism in Eukaryota, Metazoa, Chordata, Lepidosauria, Squamata, Phrynosomatidae. The coding region runs from base 1 to 606 and encodes 201 amino acids. Gene Ontology annotation, cellular component: extracellular region.